AUGCCCGCCACACAACUCGAUGGUGCAAUCGCGCUCAUCACCGGCGCAGGCUCCGGCAUAAACUUCGCCUUUGCGAGAAUCCUCCAUGGACGAGGCUGCAACGUGCUAAUCGCCGACCUGCGCCUGCGCCCUGAAAACGAAGCCCUUAUCGACACAUUAAACCACCAAGCCGGUCCAAACGGACCCCGCAUCCUCUUCCAGGAAACCGACGUCACGAACUGGAAGCACCUCGAUCGCGCCUUUGACCGAGUCGAACAGGAAUUCGGCACGACGGCAGAUCUGGUCUGCGCGGGGGCGGGCAUCUACGAGCCGCCAGCAGCUGGCUUCUGGGCUGAUAGGGAUCCGGACUCCCAUUACAAAAUCCUCGACGUUAAUCUGUUACACCCGAUGAAAAUGACCCGGAUUGCCGUGCGCCGCAUGCAGCGCGCAGGUAAAAAGGGCCAUAUUCUACACAUUGCGAGUGUUGCCGCGCAGACGGCGAGCCUCGUGACUCCGCUGUACCAGGCGUCGAAGCAUGGUGUGGUUAGUUUCGUGCGGGGGAUGACGGGCUUGCAGGAUCUCUGCGGGAUCCGCGUUGUCUGUAUCUGUCCAGGCUCCGUUGCCACACCACUCCUCAUGGAAGAACCGCAGGUGCAGACAUGGUUCAACCAAGCAAAGGAUGUCCUACUCAACCCGGCCGACUUGGCCAAUGCCAUGUUAGCCGUGACGGAGAACUCCAAUGGCCGCUACCCAGCGGGCACAAUCUUGGAGGUGACGGAUCCAGAUGAGCAGCUGUGGCGACAUGUGCCGCUGUACAACAAUCCCGGGCCUCAGGGACGCGCGAUUAGUGUUAGUAACAAAGACAAUGGGCUGAAACAAAUCGCGCAGCUUCUGGCGGAGGAUUCGGGACGGGAUAGUCGGAUUUGA
Aspergillus puulaauensis is the source of this 906-nucleotide messenger RNA. RefSeq lists its product as uncharacterized. Lineage: Eukaryota; Fungi; Ascomycota; Eurotiomycetes; Eurotiales; Aspergillaceae. Gene Ontology annotation, cellular component: cytoplasm. Gene Ontology annotation, molecular function: oxidoreductase activity, acting on the CH-OH group of donors, NAD or NADP as acceptor. The coding region runs from base 1 to 906 and encodes 301 amino acids. The transcript has 3 exons. The record is from RefSeq and is a predicted model, not a curated record.